AUGACGCGCCUUGUGCGCCUUGCCUUUGCUCGUCGCGUCGCCGUUCCCCUCCAUCCCUCGUCGACGUCUCCCCCCUUCUCUCUCGCAUCCAUCCCCCUCGUCUCUCUCAUCCGCCGCUGCCACCACCACUCGCGCCCCAUUCGUCGCCGCCGCUCUCCUCAAGACAUACCUGUCAUUGCAGGUCCUCCGGUUGCAUUCCUCGCUCCUUUGCCAUGUCACACCGUACCAAAGAACAACUUCAGCAAGCCGACCAACGUCUCAGAGGUCCGCUAUACAGCGACCCCGCUGUGUUCGAUCCUCGUUGUUGGAAGGCGCAUCGACGGCCAGAUCACGCCUAAUAUAUGCACAGACGACUGGAACGCCUACGAUGCUCUCGCCUUGGGUGUCGAUGGGUCCGACUGGCUCAUUUCGUCCCCCAACUCGUCCUUCGUCUGUGAAUAUCGUAACACCUCGCAAGAACUUCGCGCCCGGAAGGACGGACGCCUUGGCCCCACAGAUCCCUUCCAGUGGCCGACGCUCUUUCAACCCUCCAUGCCUUGGGUCGCACUCUAUCCCCGUCGUUCCUAUUUCGAAGCCGACCCCAUCAUGAGCUUCUGCUGGUGGACCCCCGCCGACACGGAUGUCGUCUGGAAGGACGCCACCACUCAUACCACAGGUUUGCUCGACGACGCCGGCUUUUCGCGUAUGCAAGCUCUGAUGACGACUGCCCGCACCCGCGAGACCAACUUCUGCUCCACGAGCGCCGGGGAGAACAAUCGUUCGUGGCUGCGGCGUGCCAUCCGUCGCCUCCAAGACGUUCUCGACCGUUUCCGCCGUUUCCCCUCCAGCCUCCGCUCCAUCAUCCUCGACGUCGCAGACUUUCAGCGCGGGGUUAUGGACAUCUGGGCGUUCACGGAGUGGUGGCUCCGCGUGAAGAACGGGUUCUACUCCCGCGAUUGGACCAAGGUCGAAGGCCUCAAGAAGGAGGAUGGUAUCGUUCGUGCCUCGCCCAUGUACAUGGGCUGCUUCUCGACAGAGCCCUUCGACGCCGAGGACCUCUACGCUGCCGGUAUUCCCGUCUGGAUCCCACGUUCCCGCACCCAGUGGUCCGAUAGCUCUAACUCCAUCUCUCUCGUCAACGUCGACCGCCCUCGCGUUGUCAUCGAAGACUACCACGAGAACGGUGUCGACAUGCGGUACCCCGUUCUACAUACUGGCCCCCCCUCCCUCCUUCGCAUCGUCGCUGCCCGCUUCGGCUACGGUCACAGCCAUGAAGACCCGGAGUCGUUCAAGAUUCACGGCAUAUCUACCAAUGACCUCGGUCCGGGUCUCCAGGACCUCCUCAAGCGAGGAGCAUCAUCAGUUAGGUUCUUGAACUCCGAGGCCGGGCCCUCGACCGGACCAUCUCGUCCAAAGCCUUCGAAAUCCAAGCGCUCGACACCCUAUACCCGCCCCUCCACUGGUCCCAAGAAGGAGCAGCGCGACAAGUGGGCCGAGCUGACUCACGAGUUCUGGCCUGCCGGAUUCAAUGCUUGGAGGGUCGCGUUGAAAGAAGUCGACAAGUCCCCCUCCCGCGUUCGCAACGUCGCCAUGAACGGCGGCUAUUUUUUCCCCGAGCCUGCCCUAUUCUGUGGGGUGACCGACUUCUCUCGCCUCGCCCGUUAUGUCGAGAACUGGCUAGCGAUCCGCGAGCCAUGGAUCAACUAUGUCCGCACCAGCCCUCCCGAGCUCCCGCCUAAGGGGCAGAACUGGCGGGACUUCCUCAACGGCGCCAUCUGGGACUGCACCCCCGACAACAACGGCUCUGGUAGCGAGCGGGACAAGGCCCGCAUGCUUCGGUUCCUCCAGCCCGUCCUUCUCGCUGCUCGAGCCAAUCGUCAAGCCCCCUCCAUCAUUGUUCGUGGCACGGCGAUCACCCGCGAGCAGAUGCAGAAGCCCGAGCCUGUGCUCAUGCGACGGCUUCUGUGGGACCUCUUCAAUCUCAGCUUCGCUGCUGAGUUUGUUGCUGUCGAUCAGCUCGUCAAGCCUACGUUGUGGACUCAUGAGACGGCUGCCGCACGUCGUGGGGUUCUCGCUCUUGCCCUCCCCUCUCAUUUUGGGGCAUGCCCCGACACAUGGCCUUCAUCGGAGCUGUGCUCCUUCGGUGGGACUCCGGACAAUGUCCCUGCCGUUGUCAAUGCCAUCCGUGACAUUGUUCGGGCCUGGCCGGGGUCACCUGACAGCCUCAAUGUCUAUGUGAAGGACAGUCACUUACCCAUUGGCGGUUUGACUGACCGGGGCCGCUCGCAUCUGUUUCGCUUGCGCAUCGUGCUCACCAAGAUCUAUGCCCAAGCAUUCUUCGACCAGUUUGGUCGUCCACCAGUGCUGCCGCACUGUUUCCCGGAAGCUGUUGAUGGAUCAAUGGAGGGUUAG
Molecule: messenger RNA, 2391 nt
Organism: Coniophora puteana RWD-64-598 SS2
Lineage: Eukaryota; Fungi; Basidiomycota; Agaricomycetes; Boletales; Coniophoraceae
Exons: 5
Coding region: 1-2391 (796 amino acids)
Source: RefSeq, a predicted model, not a curated record